AUGGUCCGCGCCAUCAGUCAAUCAUCGAUGGCUCUUUGCAGAAUUUUCUAUGCAGUUCUCUUGGGUUUCAUCUUUCAAGCGCAGAACACGAGCUGCUUUUCACCGAGUUCUACAACUGUAUCAUCUCAUGCAAAAAGCUCCUACCAUCACAUUCACAAUCAACAAGCUAGAAUAAUUGAUGGCUCUGUUCAAAGGCAUACAUACUUGGCUAGCAGCAGUGACUCGUCAGUUACAACAGCAGCUCCUCCCGUACCAUGGACCAUGGAGGAAUUGGAAGAACAAAUAAACCAAUGUGGCUUUGUGGUUUCCUUCUCCACCUUUGGACCUGGCUAUCGUGCCGUGGCACGGGCACAAUUCAAUGAAUCUAUAGUCUUGGGCUAUGUGGAAGGUUUUGUACGACCAGCAGGAAAAAUUCUGCAUUUGGACAAGAUGGAAGUAUACAAACCAAUGGUGGAGAAGGCUCGAAGAGAAGGAGGGGAGUCAGCUUUUGACUUUGGUGGUGUCGGCGCAGCUAUUGGGCUACUUUUGGGCUAUCGAUGCAUGCUGCACGGCUUGGAAAAAGGGUGCUCAAUAGCCGAAUUCUUGGCUAUUGACGACGAAGAAUUUCAACACAAGAGACUGGUGAAAUACUACAAACAGUUUGGCUUCAAGAUUGUCAAGUAUGUUGGAGAGGAUGUCCAAGAUAUCCCAGACAGAUUAGUUUGGGGAGGAUGCGGCACUCUAAUGAGAGAAGAGAUACCCAUUCUGCUAAAGAAAUUUUCUCGCCUAUUGGCCUUGAUGAAGACUAGGCAAGAAGCGAAGAAUAAUUAG
This is a messenger RNA of Cylindrotheca closterium, 810 nucleotides long. The record is from the annotation of a GenBank genome assembly. NCBI's taxonomy places the organism in Eukaryota, Bacillariophyta, Bacillariophyceae, Bacillariales, Bacillariaceae.